AUGUUACCGCUAGGCCUCCUCACAGCGGCGCAAGGCCACCCAAUGCUUGUUGAGCUCAAAAAUGGAGAGACUCUAAACGGACAUCUUGUCAACUGCGACAAUUGGAUGAAUUUGAUCUUGAAGGAGGUUGUUCAGACCAGCCCAGAGGGUGACCGCUUCUUCAGGGUACCAGAGGUCUACGUAAGAGGGAACAACAUCAAAUAUCUACGAGUACCAGAAGAAAUUAUCGACCUCAUCAAGGAGCAACAGCAGCACCAACCGAAUCGCGGACGUGGCGGCCAUCAACAGCGAGAAGGCGGACGAGGCGACAGGGGCCGCGGCGGGGGGCGUGGGGGACGCGGCCGGGUUAGAGGGAGAGGUGGUAGCUAG
Monascus purpureus is the source of this 369-nucleotide messenger RNA. The record is from the annotation of a GenBank genome assembly. Lineage: Eukaryota; Fungi; Ascomycota; Eurotiomycetes; Eurotiales; Aspergillaceae.